Oncorhynchus gorbuscha (pink salmon) is the source of this 471-nucleotide messenger RNA. Its product is annotated as zinc finger protein 239-like. Gene Ontology annotation, biological process: regulation of transcription by RNA polymerase II. The record is from RefSeq and is a predicted model, not a curated record. Lineage: Eukaryota; Metazoa; Chordata; Actinopteri; Salmoniformes; Salmonidae. Bases 16 to 471 code for a protein of 151 amino acids. The transcript has 3 exons. Gene Ontology annotation, molecular function: RNA polymerase II cis-regulatory region sequence-specific DNA binding; DNA-binding transcription factor activity, RNA polymerase II-specific.
GUGUUGUGAUAUUAAAUGCACUUUAAAUUUGAUUUGAUUUUUAAGGGCUUCGCCCAAACGGGGAACCUGAAAUCCCACGAGCGCAGGCACACCGGAGAGAGACCGUUCUCCUGCUCCUUCUGUGGGAAGACCUUUGUAGAGUCUGGCCAUCUGAAGAAGCACCAGCGUAUCCAUACAGGAGAGAAGCCGUACCACUGCAGCAGCUGCCCCAUGAAGUUCCCUUCCUCCAGCGAGCUCCGGGUCCAUGAGAAGAUCCACAGCCAGGAGAAACCUCACAGCUGUUCCUACUGCACAAGGUGCACCAGAGGAUUCUACACGGGAGAGAAGCCCUUCUACUGCUACGACUGUGGGAAGAGUUACUAUCAGCUGAAGCAGCUGAAGGAACAUAUGAAGUUCAACCCGGACCACAGCACCACACGUAGCGGACUCAGUAACAUAGAGGACGAGGACAAGCUCUACUCUACGUCAUGA